UUCACGAAUUAUGAUGGUUGAUGAUGAAAUCAGGAAUUUCAAAAACAAAAAAUGACAAGAAAAUUUCUUUUUUUUUAUCGGACAAGAAAUUUCGAGAACAGACAGCCGACAAAAUUUCAUUGAUGAUGAUGAUGACGAUGAUGAUGCCAACGUCAACAAGCUCGAAAAUGAUUUUCAGAAUUUGUCCGUUAGUCGUCGCUAGUGUGACCAUCAUUUGAUCGUUUUAUUUGAAUGAGAAUAUUCUUCAAACACACACACACGUGUUGAAAUUUAAUUUUGUUUUGAUUCAAAAAAUUUGAUUUUUAAUUAAAAAAAACACAAAAUGCUCAACUUGCCUGGAUCACGUAAAUAUGAUGACCGGAAAAAAUUAAAAUCAUUGAUUACAAAAACCAAACGUCUAACAUUGAUUUAUAAUGAAAAUUUCAAACAGAUUUUAUCAAGUUUUCAAUCAUUUUUCAAUAAUAAAUCAUCAAUGAAAAAUGUGGAAAAUACAGAUUUAAAUCAAUGUAUACGACAAUUAUUAUCGUCUUUGAGAUCUAUACCUCCUCCUCUAUUACUAGAAAUUGAUGAUGAAAUUGAAAAAUAUGUGAUAAAAAGUUUGAAUCGACUGCAGAAAAUCUAUUGUGAUGAUUCCGUUUUUCCUGAAACGGCCAUUCUUUCAGCAUUCUGUACACCAUUCAUAUUGAUGUCAUUUUUAUCGUUAAAAUAUCGUUCAAAUAUUGAUCAUGACAAGAUAUGUAGAAUUUCAUUUGUUCUUUACACUCAAAUGUUUGCCCAAUCCAUUGAGGAUGAUGAAUUUGUGGACAAAAUUCAACAAAUUAUCGGACAAACAAAUCCGAUUGUCAUUGUUGAACAUGUUCGCCAACAGAUUGAUCGUAUCGAAUCAACGACCACAUCGUUUUGUCAAGCAACAUUUUAUUAUGGAAUUUUAAAUUGUGUACCAUUUUUCAAUGUUCUCAUUGAAGAUUCAAUUGAAAUUUUUGCAGAAAUUUUCAUGAAAUUAAUACGAUUAUGUCGUAUAGAAACAAAACAAACAUUUCAAAUUUAUCGUUUAUUGAAUCAAUAUCUUAAACUGUUAAACGAUCAUCAGCAUGUUAUUGAAAAUCAAAUUUUAAAUAAUAAAAAUUUAAAAAAUUUCCUCUCAAAUAUUGUACAAAAAACAUUAUCGAUUGUCGAUAGUGAAUGGGAAAGUCCAAUAAACGGCGCCAUCACGUUGAUGAAAGAAAAUUAUCAAUUUUUAAUCAGAUUUAUCAUUCAAACCCGAUUGGAAGAUGAAAAAUUUAUUGAAAAAAUAUUGAUCGAACAAAUCCAAUCAGCAUCACAAUUACCAUUCACAAGUAAAGCUAAAUAUAAAAAAUUGGCCGUUUUAACCGAAUUUUUAUCCGUACAAACGAAAAAUGAUCAAUUUAAGCUAUUACCUGGAUCGCCUUUCGAAAUGGACAGCAAUUUCUCCGACAAAAUGAUUAAACAUUUAUCAAUAACAGCCAUAACCACCAGUAUUGCUGAUUAUUAUAAAUGUACAAUUUCUUGGAUUCUUUCAUCCACUCGAAUUGAUAAUAACCAGCGAAAUAUCCAAGAAAAAUGGUCACAACUAUGGCUACGGCCUAUUACACAGAUAUUCCGAAAUGAUCAAAUACAAUUUAUGAUUGUUCAUAACAUCAUGAUGGCAUCGAUUCUUCCGGCAACACUGCAACAUAUUCCACAAUCAAUGUCUUUAAUGAUGGAAAAACUUUCUGAUUGUCCGUAUGGACAAGUAUGUCUGAUACGAAUUUAUUUGGAAAAAUACAGUCAAAUCACCGAAUCAUCAUCAGCAUAUAAAUUGCCAUCAAUAAAUUGGCUAAUAACUAUUCUUACCAAUCAAGAUGAUAUGAUCCGUGUGGAAGGUUUAGCAUUAUUGGCUGAUGAAAAAUUGAUCAAAAAAAAUCGACCAAUUGUCUGCGAUUUGAUAUUACGAUUUUUACGUAACAACCUGAAUGUUGAUAAUUCAUCAUUUAGACAACGAAUGAUUCGUGUAUUGGAACGAUUUUUUUUCAAAAUCAUCACCUGUCUUUGUGAUCGAUAUGGUGGUGGUGUUGGUGGCCAUUCACAAUCGAUUAAUCAAGAACAUAAACCAUUAGUAUCGUUUAUAUCGAAUACUUUACGAUUAUUGGCUAUAUCACUUUCACCUGGUUCAUCGUUUCAACGAAAAUCAACGGCAUUAAAUCUUAUAGCAGCAAUUAUAACGUUGAUUAAAAGUGGUGAUUAUCAUUUAACAAUACGAAGACUAUUGACAAAUGAUGACCAUGAUCAACAGGAACUAAUUGAACCGAUUCCAAUUCGAUUUAUGUUACUAUAUGGAAUUAUUGAUAAAGAUGAUAAAAUUCGACGGUCAACAAAUGAAAUUUUGAUUCAAUAUUCUAAAACUUCAUUAGUGAUUGGUCAAGAUGAUCGAUAUCAAUUUUUUUCCACGAAAUCUGUGGAAAAUUUAUCCAUACAUUAUGGUCGAUCGUUUCGUCAUCAAGAAUGUCAUAUUGGUGGAUUAUUGUGUCGAUAUUUGAUUCAAAUUAAUCCAGUGGAAAAUAUUCAUCAUAUUUUUACAUUGGUUAGAAAUGCGAACAAAUUAUUCUAUUCAGAUUCAUUUCGUAAACAAUUGUUGCAAUCAUCACAAACGAAUCCAUUACAUGGUUGGUUAUUAACAUUGAAUCAAUGUUUAGAUUUUGAUAAUCUUGCCCAUCAUCUAUUGGACAUGAAUCCUUCAUGCCAAAACGGUCCAAUAAAUAUACGAUACAAAAUAGUUGAACCGACCAUUGAAUUGUGUUUUGAUGUAUUGGAAUAUUUCCUUGCAUUGUUGACGCCAAAAAACGGCGAUGAAGAUGUUGAUUUUGAAUAUCCAGCUGAUGAUGGUGAUGGUGAUGGAAAUUAUUCUUCACCAUCAUUUUUAGAGAUGAGUGAAUCAAUUCGGCAAAUUGUCCAAAAAGAAACUGAAUUUGAUAAUGAGAAAGAUUUCACAAUGACCAAUGAAUUUCAAUUGAUUCUAUCAAUGUGUUGGCUUAAUAUGAAAGAAAGUUGUUUUUUAAUCGCCAAUUUAUCCAAAUUAUCGGCUGAUUUACUUUAUUGUAUGAUUAAUCGAACCGAUUACAAGGAUAUUCGUGAUUUUCUUCUGUUAUCAGCUGAAAAACUAUGUCAAAGUAUCAUUCGUAUGGUGAAUCUAAUGCAACGUUGCCGUCAUCGUGGUGUCAUCGAAGCUUGCAGUGUUUCAUUGACGAAAUUCACACGAUCAUUAUUGCGUAUUUAUUACUAUCUUCAUCAGAUGGUAGCAUCGAAUUCAUCCGUACUACAGGCAUAUCGUUCAGCAAUGGAAAUAUUUGUACAAGAAAUUUUUGCCGUAAUCGCACGAAAUGAUAAAUCACGAUCCAAAAUUAGUAUAACACGACGAUCAGCUGGAUUGGCAUUAAUCAUCCAAUCCGUAUUGAUUGGUGAAGCAGAAUCAUUUCAAAAGGAUAAAAUUAAAUUAUCCAACAAUAAUAGCUGUCCACGAACAUUGUAUGAACAAUUUAUUGAUUUAUUGAUACAAAUUGCUCAAUCACCAAUCACUAAUGAUGAUGAUGAUGAUGUUACAAUGCAAGAGAAAAUUGAUUUGCCGCAAGCAAAUGCAAUGCACGUUCUUCGUUCAAUAUUGGGCACAUCAGUUUUAUCACAAAUGAAUUAUAAAACCGCUGAAAUAUUGUUUCCAAUUUGUUUGAAUGGUUUCACCAGCACUCAUUGGCAGAUACGUAAUGCAUCAUUACAGUUAUUUGGUUCAUGCAUAACACGAUUAUUGGGACAGAAAAAACGAACAAAAUCAAAACCAAUGGACAACGAUGAUGAUGACAAUGAUGUGGUGGUGGUGGAAGAAGAAUCGACCAUAACAUUGAAUGAAUUUUAUAGUCGUUAUCCUAAUUUAUUGAAAUUAAUUUGUCAACAUUUUGAACAAUCAUCAUCAUAUGAAAAUCAUCGUCCAGAAAUAGUUCCUGUACUAGCAUUGAUAGCAUCAUUCACUUCAUUUGCUCAAUUUCAUUCAUUUCAUGAUGAUGAUGAUCAACAUGCGAGAUUGAUUGAAAUGAAAAAUUGUUUGAAAAAAUCAUUCAUUCAAUAUGUUGAAAAAAAUCGCUGCUGGAAAAUACGAAUGUUGGCAGCCAGAUCAUUGGCAAAUCUAUCAACAUUCGAAGAAAUGAAUGAAUUUCUACACAAUUCAUUUGAAUCGACCCCGAUCAUCAAAUCGAAUCAUUAUCAUGGACUUUUAUAUUGUGCCAAAUAUAUGAUUGAACAACACGGUAGCCAAGAUGAAAUUGAAUUUUAUCGUCAAAAACUUUAUAAUCGUUUCAAACAGCAUUCUCAAUCCAUACCGGCUUUUCAUAUUCUAAGACCAUUGUUUUUGUCAAUUUUCAAUGAAAAACAAGAUAAACAAAAUAAUAAUCUGGCAACAAAAAUCGAUGAAUCAAAUAAUGAUGAUGAUGAUGAUCAAUUGGAAAUUGUUUCACAAGAUUUACAUUGGAUACUGGAACGUACAUCAUUUAAAAAUCCGGAUAACAUUCGUUUCAUUGCUGCAAAACAAAUGAAUCAAUGGUUACGACAAAAUAACAACGCUGAUCACGACAUUAAAACAUUGAUUCUUAUUGCCGAAAUUGUGUUGACAUUGUUGGAAGAUGAAGAUCGUCAUGUUCGGUUUGAAGCACUGAAAAUUGGUGAAAUUAUUUUCCAUGAUGCAAAAAUUUUAUCCACAAAUAUAACCAUCAACAUGUUUAUCGAUUGGUUAAUCAAAUCCAACCAUAAUGGAUAUCGAGCCCUAUUUGAAUUGAUACUAAAACGUUUCGCACAAUCAUUAUCAUAUGUAGAACAACAAUCUGAUGGCCAGAUGCAAAAUGAUGUUUUAUUCGAAAAAGAAGAAAAAAAUGUUUUUGCCGAACCAUAUUUGAUGAACAUUCGAUUGUUGAACGCUUUUCUUCAUCACCAACAAUCAUCGAAUGAAAUUAUCCAUCAUGAUUUUGAUCGUGAUAAAUUUGAAAAAAUUUAUCAAAGAUUUCGUAAACAAUUUGACCAGCAUGAUCAAUAUGAAUCAUAUCGAAAUGAUAUAAUGUUUAAAGGUAUUUGGCGAUUACCGAAAUAUUUCCUAUUCCUUGUCGAUCAUCUAUUAUUCAUGCGUCUGGCAUUAUCAUUGGAACCAGAAAAUGGUGAUUAUCAAAAACAAGAAUCAUCCAUUCAUAAACAUAAUCCAUUCUAUUUGCAAGAAUUACUUACGGAAUUUCAUCCAAAUAAAAUGGAUUUAAUUCAUUUUUCACUAUAAUUAAC
This is a messenger RNA of Dermatophagoides farinae (American house dust mite), 5307 nucleotides long. NCBI's taxonomy places the organism in Eukaryota, Metazoa, Arthropoda, Arachnida, Sarcoptiformes, Pyroglyphidae. The record is from RefSeq and is a predicted model, not a curated record.